ACAGAACCAUUUGAAUCCGUGGUGCUCACCAUUGCGCAAUUACUUGCAUAAAAUCUCUGCACAAAUCAAAGAAUGUCUGCAUCGCUGGCUACCCACCCCCAAACACUACGGUCCUACCUGUCCAAAUGGCGAGAAAUGACUCUCGGGAAACCGCCUCGGCGUUGAUAGAGCAAGUGGCUUCAGAGAGCAGCUCGUCAAUUUUCGUCUAUGACCUUGCAGAACAUGCUGGUUUUGGACUUCUCACUAAGCAGGUGAAGGACAAUGACAGGAUACCUUCAAACGUUGUCGGCCUUCAGACUCGAUCAGGAGCAGGUUUGAAUCUCGUCGGACGACUUUCAGAAGAAGGGACCAGCAAAGAUGUUCACCAGGUAUCCGUACUCACUGCGUACACGACACCCAGCGGAGUAGCUGCAAUGGCCCCGUCUUUUGCAUUUUUCCCUCAGCCUACAGCUUCGAGCAGGGUAGUGCUUCAAGUGCCGACGGUUACACCCGUUGGUCAGACACUUGAGUUAUCACCAACGUUGGCACCAUUGAACUCGAUUCUUGGGAGCCUUCCGGAAUCGUUUGCCAUCUUGCUGUCGUCUUCUCCACAGGAGAGCAUUGAUCUUGCUUCUGCCGCAUACACGAUUGGAAACACGCAUGUCGUCCAUCUGUUCGACCAUUAUAGUGCCGGAAGAGAACUUGGCCACCCGCUUGUUAAGCCGGUCGUACCGAAGAACUCGGGUAAUCUCGGCGUACAGGAUGCGCUCAAGGCAGCUGGCUAUGCAUUCUUUGAUUAUGUCGGGGAUGCAAAUGCGACAGAAGUCUUAGUGCUCCUCAAUGGCCCGCUUGCAUCGGCAGCCCAGUUCUUCGCAAAGAACAAGUCGGGUUUCGGAGUAAUCAUAGUCCGUGUUCUCAGACCUUGGGACGAAGCACUUUUCCUCUCCGCCCUUCCAAAGACGGUCGAGUCCGUUCGUGUUGUGGACGAAGUUCUGACGGAGGGCAUGCAGGGUGUGCUCUACACGGAUGUAUUCGCAACUUGCCUUGGCUCGAAGACCGGAAGACCGACUGUUCGCUCCGUCAGGGUUGUACCCUCACUUACACAGAAGUUCCUCAAGUCGCCGUCGAGCUUCGCGUCUUUCUUGGGUAGCCUCGUGCAUGCAUCUCUUUCAUUACCCGCUCAAGACGUAAACUUGAGGAAACUGCUUUUCUUUGAAGCACCGUCGUCCCCGCUUGCGAGCCUUCCGCAUCACGUUGUCAACACGUUUAAAGCAAACAGGACCGUCCAGACUCGCGCGAUAACGGAUUGCGAUGUUUUCACCAAACCUGGUGGAAUUGCAGCCACCCGGAUCAUUCUUUCUUCGAACGACGGCGCCAGAGACUUCGUACCCCUUCACGUUCACCUACCAUUAGGCGAGGGAAGGGCGCACGAAGAGGAGGCCAACUUCAUCGCCGUACUUGACCAAAGUCUCGUCAAAUCGCAUUCUAUUUUAAGCUAUACAAAACCAAACUCCGUAGUGCUAUUAUUUUCGUCCUGGACGAAUUUGGAAGUAUUGAACAAUCUUCCCAGCGAGGUUCUAUCAAAUCUUCGCGACAAGAGUGUGAAGAUCUACACUAUUAACGUAAAAGCAUUAGAAGCACAUGCUAACGCGGGGAACAUCAUUGGACAUCUGGCCUUUCUAAGACUUUAUUUAGGUCCUGUGGCUACCGAGGCACUCCUCAGGAAGCUCGCUCAUAGCAUAUACGGGACUUCUAGCGCUUCUCUGAACCUCGAUAAGUUGAAUGCAAAGGCAUGGGCUGCAUUAGAGGAGGUGGACAUUACCGAGCCGGGAGAAUUAUCGGCGGCGGACGAGGGAAAAGUUGAAUUGAAGUCGUUUGAGUUUAAUGCCAUCAGUGCCGAUGGUUUCGAGCUUGACCAAUCGUCUCUGCCGGGUGCACAUAUUAGUUCCUGGCACGAAGCGGCUCGCCACAUCCUCUUUCCCGAUGCAUUUGUCCCAGCGAAUGAAAGGACGACCGAGGAGGAGUAUCCACAGAACCCUGCCCUUCGGCCGGAGCUCCCCGAGCGGACUUUCCUUGUAACUUGCAGUGUAAAUCGCAGACUUACGCCAUUGGACUAUGAUCGCAAUGUCUUCCAUCUUGAGUUCGAUACUUCUGGGACAGGUCUGAAAUAUGCGAUUGGCGAGGCUCUCGGUGUGCACGGGUGGAACGACACGGACGAAGUCCUAGAUUUCUGCAAGUGGUACGGCGUGGAUCCCGACCGCCUCAUCACUAUUCCAGUUCCGGGUGCAGAGGGAAAAGUGCAUACCCGUACUAUUUUCCAAGCGCUCCAACAACAGAUCGACCUAUUCGGCAAGCCACCGAAGAGUUUCUACGCGGACCUUGCCAAUCAUGCCACCUCGAAAAACGACAAGUUAACACUGCAGUUUGUCGGGUCUCCAGAGGGAUCGUCCAUGUUCAAGAAGUUAUCUGAAAAGGAUACUGUUACGUUCGCGGAUGUACUUUUGAUGUACAAGAGUGCGAGGCCAAGUAUUGAGGUUCUGUGUGAGAUGAUUGGAGAUAUCAAGCCGAGGCAUUAUAGUAUUGCGAGCGCGCAGAGCGUUGUUGGUGAUCGGGUGGAUCUGCUUGUGGUGACUGUUGAGUGGGAGACACCUUCAGGUUCGCCACGAUUCGGUCAAUGCACACGAUACCUCGCUGGGCUUAAAGUAGGCCAAAAGGUCACCGUCUCGAUCAAGCCAAGUGUCAUGAAGCUUCCCCCAGACGACAUGCAACCCCUCAUCCUCGCCGGACUCGGCACAGGCGCAGCUCCCUUCCGCGCCUUCCUCCAACACCGUGCUCUCCUCUCCUCACAAAACAAACCCUCCGGCCCCCUCUUCUACUACUUCGGUUCCCGCUAUCGCUCAAAAGAAUACCUCUACGGAGAAGAAAUCGAAGCCUUCAUCCUCGACAAAACCAUCUCACACGCGGGACUCGCCUUCUCUCGAGACGGUCCUAGAAAGGUGUACAUCCAACAUAAGAUGCUCGACGACGCGGAGACGUUGGUAAAGAUGUUACAUCGCGAGAAGGGCGUGUUUUAUUUGUGUGGGCCGACUUGGCCAGUGCCGGAUGUGUUUGAGACGCUUGUAAAUGCGUUGGUGAAAUAUAAUGGGUUGACCGAGGCUGAGGCGGCUGCUUAUUUGGAGGGACUAAAGGAAGAAGAACGUUACGUACUAGAGGUUUAUUAGCUAUUCGGUAUAACAGACAGUUCGUGCCAAUACGCUGUUUGUAAACUACAUGUCUUCGUGCAAGUACAAUAUAGAGCCCUUACAGUUCAUUGUAGUGAAUCCUCGAAACAGAGCAAGAAAGAGAAGAGAGACGCAAGCCCAAGAAAACACAAGAAAGAACAAGACAGAGCGAGUAAGAGCAUUAGUAUUGCUUGUGCUUGCGAGCCAACCGAUACCAAUACAGGAGCCCGCCAACGAUCCCCAGUCCGACGACGACGACGACGACAAUAACAGCGAUCGCUUUCCCCUUGCUCAGAUUGCCGAUAUUGUGACUGCAUGGGAACGCAUCAUCACAGGGUUUACCGGAUGGUUUGACUCGAGCAUAUGCUCCAGGGUCCAGAGUUGUGUAGAACGGGUCUGACGAAUCGUUCAUGACAUGCAGUGCAGAUAGAGUGAGCAUCGGCGAAUUAAUAUCCAGCGCAGGCUCCGUUUCUGGCCAAUCAUUCCGAAUGUCGAAGUAUCGAUCUUGCUUAUCCGGUCCACCAAUAAUAGCUCCGUACAGCACGUACGCCUCCUGCGGGGGCUCAGUAUCAAUUUUAUUGACGUCGUUGCCACCACUCGAUAUUGCGGAGUGUGGGUUUUGUGGAGAAUUGGGGGAAGAGCCAACAAUGUACGGGCAGGACAUUGGGUUCUUUCCUAGUGCGUAGUUGAAUUGAGAAUUGGCGAAAGAGGUGUAGGCGGAUUUUUUGGAGUCCGUGCUUGCGAGUGGACUGUACAUAUAAAGCAACAUUGCGGCGUUGAGAGCCGGGUUUAGCGAAGCAUCGUUCGAAACUUUGUCAUAAUACAAGAGCCCGCCAUGGGUAGAAGAAGCUCCACUCUUUCCACUGAGAAUGCCGUCAAAGUACUUCUCUGCUUCGCUCUGCCACCUAGAGAAAUCACCACCGAUGUCCGGACGCGAUGAAGUCAAUUUCGAGAAUAAGACAACUAUGCCAGGUGUCUUCGUGUCCCAAUUGUAAGCAUCACCCGGUUGCAGGACACUAUUUUUGUAAAGGUUCUCUGCCUGGUUGUAGUAAUCCGUCGAAUUCGUAGCCACGGCAAGCAUGAGUGCGGCCAUUGUCAAUUCGUCAUGAUAAUCGGACGAAGCGUACGAGACAGCGAUCGUCGGCACAGAAUUCUGAUACAAUGUUUGGCCACCCGAUGCAUUUUCCGCAAAAUCAUAGAGGGUCUUAGCAUGCGCAAGAAGAGUCGACGCAUAGGAUUGGUUUUGGAGGGAAGCAGGACCCGAAGGACUGGACGAAAAUCGCUGUCCAGAGUACAGAGCAGAACAUGCGGAGAAUGCGGCUGACGCGCCGGCUGCUGCAUCCGUUCCAGGAUGUGUGUCGUUGAUCGGGUAUGAAAAUCGGGGAGUAGGUAUAUCCCGGUCUCCUCCCCAAUAAUUAUCAUCUGUUCUAGGAUCACCAACAAGAAUAACGAGCGUCCUGUUCGAUGGAUGAGCAUUCAUGAGCCAGUCGAGUCCCCAUCGUAACGUAGAAUCCAAAUAAGCCGUUUGGUUUGCCAGGUCAUAGCCUUUCCCGUAUUCCAUAGCUCCCCAACAAAUAGACAUUAAUGCAAAACUAAGAGGAAAAGUAGCCUUGAUAUAGUCUCCGGCAUCAUAAUAACCUCCACUCAAAUUAAGACCCAUGUCUUGUCCAUCGCCGAGGGAACUAUCGUUCCUCCAGCUGACACGGUUUGAGGCUGGCAAUUUACCUGAGCGCUGCUCAUCAUAAAAGUAUAUCACGUUUCCCAGAAGAUUGGACCACUGUUUGUUGGGGACCGAGUUGGAACCGGUGGGCUUUGAGGUGUCACUAGGACUUGGAGGGAGAUAUGGCGGGUUU
This is a messenger RNA of Fomitiporia mediterranea MF3/22, 5053 nucleotides long. Its product is annotated as assimilatory sulfite reductase. The coding region runs from base 126 to 3200 and encodes 1024 amino acids. The transcript has 10 exons. Lineage: Eukaryota; Fungi; Basidiomycota; Agaricomycetes; Hymenochaetales; Hymenochaetaceae. Gene Ontology annotation, cellular component: cytosol. Gene Ontology annotation, molecular function: sulfite reductase (NADPH) activity; FMN binding; flavin adenine dinucleotide binding. The record is from RefSeq and is a predicted model, not a curated record.